This is a messenger RNA of Anolis sagrei ordinatus, 2504 nucleotides long. RefSeq names its product extracellular matrix protein 2 (gene ECM2). Gene Ontology annotation, cellular component: extracellular matrix. Gene Ontology annotation, biological process: positive regulation of cell-substrate adhesion; extracellular matrix organization. The record is from RefSeq and is a predicted model, not a curated record. Gene Ontology annotation, molecular function: heparin binding; collagen V binding; protein binding. Lineage: Eukaryota; Metazoa; Chordata; Lepidosauria; Squamata; Anolidae.
AAACUGAAAUGCUGCAGUCCUUUUGUAUUCGAACUGCACAGAUUUCAUUUGCGACUAAAUCCUUCACUUCAAAAAGACAAAGGCUAUUAAAUCCUGCAUGGAGCCUACAGCAUAGAGAGAGAAUCAGGAUAAAUAAAGUGUUACCAGACAGACUUGGUCAAUAAGAAAGGAAAUAAUGACUUUGGGAUUCCUUUUUCUGAAAGCUUAGCUAGCUGGACAUUAAAUGACAUCAAAGCAGAAUCUACUGUUAGAUUAGAUUACCAGGACACAGCCUCAGAAGGUGAAAAUGCAAAAAGCAGUGCUAUUUUAUAUUCUUUUGCUUAUUUCUCUGGGUAUUGCUCUUGCUCAGAAUGACAACAAUGGAAUGCCUAGGAGAGCAAGGAGGAGAAUGCGCUAUAGAGGAUUAAGAAAGGGUUCCACGAUAUAUCGUAGACUAAACAAGAAGCCUCAAGUAAUACGUCCAAUUCCUACUACUCCAGUACCAAUCAUCCCACUUAUUGAUAAUGAUGGUGACAUUACAGGAGUAAUUGAUUCCCUUAUUGGUUUGGAUGGACAAGAAUCCAGUUACAACAUUUUGCCAGGAAAACAAGGACGCUGUUUUGCAAAUGGAAUGAUUAUGUAUGAGAAUGCUGUGUGGUCUCCUAAACCUUGCAUUACAUGCCUCUGCUCAAAAGGGAAGGUGUUGUGUGAUGAAACUUUGUGUCAUCCUCUGACAUGUGAGAACCCUAAGAUACCUGAAGGAGAGUGUUGCCCUGUGUGUACAAACAUUGGAUCAAGUACUAUUCCACUAGGUGAUGCAUCUGAAUUUUCGGGUGACUCUCCAAAACCCAGUGACCAUGGUGAUCCAGUCCAGCAUGAUCGACGGACACAAGUUCAAAGGAAUGAAAAAGAGGGGGAAGUACUUGAAAAAACAGAAAUGAAUAUAAAAAAGAAAGGAACCAUCAAAAGGAAAAGAAUAAAAAGCCACAAACAGAGAAGAAAACAGGGAGACACAAACGUUCAAACGGAAAAAGAGGAGAAUUUGAGAGCAGAGGAAGAAAAAAGGAAAGCAUAUGAAGAAGAAGAGUUAAGGAUUGAAAAGGAACUCAAAAAAGAGGAAGAACAAAAUGAAAUCCAAGAGAGCGAAAGAAGUGAGGAGCAGGAGGAGGAAAUAGAAGAAGAAGAUAUUUUGCGUGGUGAUGUAUUUAGAAUGCCCCCUCGUUUCCCAAUUCCUGUACCUUCAACUGAAAUGCCUCCUUUGCCAACUGGAUGUUCUGUCCUGGACAACACAGUAAGCUGUAUUAAUGCCAAACUUACACAAAUACCACCCAUCAUGGAUGCAGAGAUUACAAGCAUAGAACUUGUGGGAAAUAACAUCACAACAAUUCCAGCUGCAGCUUUCAAUGGGAUUCCUAAUUUGGAAAGGAUUGACCUUCGUAAAAAUAAUAUCACGUCAUCUGGCAUAGAGCCACAUGCAUUUAAAAUCCUGAAGAAUCUACAGCGUUUAUAUAUGGAUGGAAAUGCACUAGUUCACGUUCCAGCUGGUUUGCCAUCAACUUUAGAAGAACUUAAAAUAAACGAAAAUCAACUACAUGCAAUUGAUGAAAAUAGCUUUCAAGGUUUAAAAAAGCUGGUGACCCUGGAAUUAGAAGGAAACAAACUUAGUGAAGCAAAUGUCAGUCCUUUAGCUUUCCAGCCUUUGAAGAGCUUAUCAUAUUUGCGCCUUGCACGAAAUAAAUUUCGGAUUAUUCCACAGGGGCUUCCCCAUUCCAUUGAGGAAUUAUAUCUUGAAAAUAAUGAAAUAGAAGAAAUCACAGACAUAUGCUUUAACCACACUAAAAAUCUAAAUACAAUUGUUCUAAGGCACAACAAAUUAGAAGAAGGCAGAAUAGCCCCUUUGGCAUGGAUCAAUCAUGAGAACCUGGAAUCCAUUGACCUUUCUUACAAUAAGUUGUACCAUGUUCCCUCCUAUCUGCCAAAAUCAUUAGUGCACCUUGUACUUAUAGGGAACCAAAUUGACAGAAUCCCAGGAUUUGUAUUUGGACACAUGAGGCCUGGUCUGGAGUACCUUUACCUUUCAUUUAACAAACUUGAUGAUGAUGGGAUUGACCCUGUGUCAUUCUAUGGGGCAUAUCUUUCUCUCAGAGAAGUGUUUUUAGAUCACAACCAGUUGAAGUCUGUGCCACUUGGAAUUGCAGAAAUGAGAUCACUAAAUUUUCUCAGGCUCAACAACAACAAAAUAAGAGCAGUCCCCACAGAGCGCAUCUGUAGAAUUAGAAGGGAUGAUGAGGAUGAUGAGGAAGAAGCUGACAGUGAAGAAGAUCAUGACUAUGAAGAUUCACAACUGGAACAUCUUCACCUUGAAUAUAAUUAUAUAAAUACCAGAGACCUUUCUCCAUAUGCUUUUUCAUGUGUUAGAUCAUACUCCAGUGUGGUUCUGAAACCUCAGAAAAUCAAAUAAAGGAGCUGCUUUCAAUCACAAAACAGAUUUUAUAUGUAAAUAAAAUACUUAUAUUAACUCAUCA